Cooperia oncophora is the source of this 942-nucleotide messenger RNA. The record is from the annotation of a GenBank genome assembly. NCBI's taxonomy places the organism in Eukaryota, Metazoa, Nematoda, Chromadorea, Rhabditida, Trichostrongylidae.
AUGUCUGAAACACCGAAGGCUGCUGCAAAGGGUGAUACGGGAGGAGCACCCGAGAAGAUGGAAGUAGAGGAGGCCUUGGACGAAGAGAUUCUUCGUAUGGCCCCAGAAGACCUGAAGAGCCGAACCCAUCUUUUGGAUAACGAAAUUCGAAUUAUGAGGAGUGAAGUUCAACGAAUCAACCAUUCUGUUUCGAUGCUGAAAGAACGUAUAAAGGACAACAAUGAAAGAAUUAAGGUUAACAAAACACUUCCUUAUCUUGUUUCAAACGUUGUUGAGCUAUUAGACUUGGAAGACAAUCAAGAGGAAGAAGGUGCGAACGUUGACUUGGACGCUCAUAAAACAAAGUGUGCUGUUAUAAAAACAUCAACAAGAGCUACAUACUUUCUCCCUGUUGUCGGAUUGGUCGAGCCUUCUGAGCUGAAGCCUGGAGAUCUCGUUGGAGUAAAUAAAGUAAGUAUCAUAGACAAUGCCGCAGAUAAACAUCCUCGUUCUCUAGGUGCAGAAUCAGCAUUCGAUUCACUGCAGGUUGAUGAGCGACCAUCUGAGCAGUAUUCUGAUAUUGGAGGUUGUGAUAAACAGAUUCAAGAACUCAUUGAAGCGGUGGUCCUGCCGAUGACUCAUAAAGACCGAUUUGUCAACCUUGGAAUUCAUCCACCGAAAGGAGUGCUGUUGUAUGGUCCUCCCGGCACGAAGCGUUUCGAUUCCGAGAAAGCUGGAGAUCGAGAAGUUCAGCGUACAAUGUUGGAGUUGCUCAACCAACUCGACGGAUUCCAGCCGAACGAUGAGAUCAAGGUGAUUGCCGCCACGAACAGAAUCGAUGUCCUCGAUCCCGCACUGCUGCGAUCUGGCCGACUUGACAGGAAAAUUGAGUUGCCACAUCCUAAUGAGGACGCUCGGGCACGUAUUAUGCAAAUUCAUUCAAGGAAAAUGAAUGUGAAGUGA